GCCGCCGACGAGGAGCGGGACGAGCUGCUGCCCCGCAAGAUGGCCGCCCUGCAGCCCAAGACAGAGGGCAGCCUGCGGCGCCGCCUGCUGAGCGCCAAGAUCCACCAGAGACACGACGCCAUGUGGGGCCCGCCGCACGCCGGCCGGCCCCACCUGCCCCAGCGCCUGCCGCCACGCCCACACAUCCACCCCGCCUUCGCCCCGCAGGCUCAUGGGAAACCUUUCCUCAGCCCGGACUCCCACAGGAAGCUCUUUCUCGCCCCGGAGGCUCAUGGGAAGCCGUUUCUCGCCCCGGAGGCUAACAGGAAGCUGCAGCCCCUGGCCACGCCCCUCCAGCCGCAGCGCUCCACCUACGCCGGCCUCACCCAGCUGAGGCGCACCAGCUCCAGCCCGCCCACCCCGGAGCCCCGCCCCUGCUACGCCCCGCUGUGGGAAGCCAAGGGGGCGGAGUCACAGCCGCCGCCCCCACCGCCGCCGCAGCGUCGCCACAGGCCGAAACUCCUGAAGCGAGUCUUUAGCCUCCGACGCCACAGGGGGCUGAGCUCCGGCCACCCAGCCACCCAGACCACGCCCCUCCUGCACAGAGCAGGGGGCGUGGAGGAGGACAGGAAGUGGUCUGUUCACUACACUUCCCAGAAGCCCCUGCAGGGUCUGGUGUUUCGCCCCGCAUCACGAAAUACUGGCAGCGUGGACGACCUGCAAGGUUGCGACAGGCUGACUCAGCAUGGCUACGGCAGCUCUCAGCUCCAUCCGGAAAGCUCCGCCCCCUUCUUCUACCCUGACCAAUCACAAAGCAGCAACACGCACAGAGGGAAGAAAGACAAAGGCAGGAUGACCUCCAGGCUGUGGGAUUUCCUCUCCCAGUCUUGUUUCUCUGUUUGUUUCAGGUUUUCACUUUGGAGGAGAAAGUCUUCUGCCUCCUCAGAUGAGGACGAGAGGUUCGUCUUUGCCUCGCGACCUCUGACCCCGCUGGUCCUCAACCCCAUCGACCUCACUUCCUGCUGCAGCGUGGCCAGCCCCGCCUACGACAACCUGGCAGUCGCCAUGGAAACAGAGGGGGCUCCGCCCACCCGGCUGCCCACACCGGAGGAGAAGAUGAGGAGGCAGGCUGAGGCCAUCGGAGCAGAUAUAGUGGCUAUUAAUAUAACAGGAGAGAGUUUCGAGCGGCAGGCCAGUUUCCGGAGAGCGGUUGCCAGUGGCGACUCGUUGUCGCGGCGAUCACGCAACAUGGGCCGCCGCAAGACGGUUACCGGGAUACCUGAUGACAUCAGCAGGAAGCAAGACUCUCCGUUAGUCUCUCCGGUUCUCCCCGGUCAGUUCUCCACGGUAGGCCGCCCUGCCUCCGCCUGCGCCUCCUCCCGCCAACAACAGCAUAAACUGGAGAAGAAGGACAGGAAGAGGGACAAGGAGGAGGAGGAAGAGGAGAAGAAGACGAGGCAGGAGGAGGAGAUCAGGGGAGUCAGGAAGGAGGUGCAGCUGUCCUCGAGGAGGAUCCGAGCCCAGCGAGGAGAGGGGAUCUGCAGCCUGAUGGCCUCCCUCACCUGCUCCUCCUCCCGCAUGGCCUCCUCCUCCUCCUCAGAGUAUCGGAGCCUCCCCCGGCUCGCCAGAGACUCCUCGCUCAGCUCAGAGUCUGACCACAGCUACAGCAGCGCCCCCUACAGGACGAUCGGCACCUCCUCGUCCUGCUGCCAGCCUCAGGAUGAGCCGGGCUCCCCCACCGACUUCCAGCCCCUGCUGCCCUUUGACCCCACAAACAGAGUCGUCCCCCAAUCCCCGCUCUCCUCCCCCUGCUCCCUUCCAGAAACCCCCGGCCUACAGUCGAACUGGUCCUCCUCCAUCACCGACUCAGAGUCUCAGUCCAGCUGCCAGGCUCUGGACAUUCAGACUCCCACCCGGCAUGAUGUCCAGCGCUCCUGCAGCACCACCCCGAGCCUGACCAUCGAUCCUGGGCACAGCUGGAACUACCACCCCCUCUCGCCCAGCUGCAGCAUACAGAGCAGCCAGACAGGGAGUGACUGGGGCAGCAUCACCCAGGAGAUGAGCUCCGUUUCUGGGGAAGGUUGGAGCUGCGAACCCCUACUUGCCUCCAGCUGUUCCUCCCCCUCUUACACUGACCGCACCUCCUUGUUUUCAGAGGAGACAGCCUCCUCUGCCUCACUUCACAUGGAUGAAAUGUUGAGAUCCUCCUCCUGCGCAUCCUCCUGCACCUCCUCCUCCUCCUGCGUCCAUCUUUGCACCCGCAGUAUCUCCCUCCGCAAGUCAAAGCGCCCACCUCCUCCACCGCUGCGAACUGACUCCCUGAGGCGCCGUCCAAGCCGUGGAAAGCCCCCCCGUCCUUGCUCCAGCCCCCGCCUGGAGCGCAGCAGCCAGCGGAUGCCCACCCCGAUGCCAGAGAACUUCCAGGACCCCUGGGUGCCCCGCAGCCGCCCCAGGAGGCGCCAGAGCGGUGUCAUCUGUGGCACGGUCACAACCUUCGAACCCUUGAGCCCCAUUCACCAAGCGCAUACGGUGCUUCCCCAGCCUCCGCCACCCCCACCUGACCCCACCCCACACCACCCCCGGCUCCUAGCCACUGCUCCUCCCAGCUCUGAGGAGGAGGGGCUCAGCUUGGCUCUCAACCCCCAACCUGCUACUUCGUCCCCAGCCGGGCUGCAGCGCCUAGCCUCCCCUUCCAGCGGUUACUCCAGCCAGUCCAACACUCCCACCCCGGGGACCCCUGUCUCCUCCCCUGCCACGCCCUCCUCCCCUCUGAUGGCGAGUCCUGGAGCCUUCUCGGUCCCCCCAACCUCCCCCUUCUCCUCCUCCUUACCAUCCUCCCUCCCGCUCUCCACCUCCUCCCUGCCCAGGGUGAGGCCAAAGCCCCCAGUGCCCGAGAGGAAGUCAUCGCUCCUCUCCUCCCUCUCCUCCUCCUUCUCCUCCACCUCCUCCCUCUCCUCCUGCACCUCCUCAGAAUCCUCUGCCAAACAUCCUCCUCUUCCUCAUCCUCCUCCCCCUCCUCCUCUACCAGAAUGCACCUCUCCUGUUCCUCCAGUCUUCUCCGUCCCCAAUCCUGACUCGCCGCUCACUUCUCCUGUCCUUCCAUCUUACCUCCCUGCUCCUCCUCCUCCACCUCCUCCUCCCCCACCUCCAUCUCUCCCAUCUUCCUCCUCCCAGCCUCCUCCUCCUCCACCAACAUGUUUGCCUCCUCCUUCUCAUCUGCCUCCCCCCUCCCGGCCUCCACCUCCUCCCUACUCCCAUGCUGUCAUGCAGCCCCCCCAUGAACUUUUGUUGUCCAACAUGAUGUCAUCAACCACAUUCCCUCCACCUCAAUCUCCAUCUCCUCCCCCUCCUCCUCCUCCCCCUCCUCCUCCUUCAGAUCUCCCAGGGUUGUCAAUCAAUGACCUGCCUCCUCCUCCUCCUCCACCACCUCCUCUGCCUUCAUGUCAAACCUCCUCCUUCCCUGCUCCAGGGCUUGUUCAGGCUUCAAAUCCCCUCCUUAAAGAUCAGGCCAUGCCCCCUUGUCCUCUGGUCACUGCCCAUGUUCUGCAGGAUGACAAGCUUUGCUCCAUCAAGGACCAGGAGGACAUGCUCGCUAGCAUCAUGCGAACCAGCACUACAUCUGCUAAUGCUGACCUCCAUAGUCUGGAGAACACUAAUGCUAAGCUACCUGACACAGUGUCAGCUGAUGCUAGCUUUAAUCCAGCAAGCAAUGAAGCUCAUGCCGACAGUGGUACGUUGGCUAACGCUAACCUGUCUAACACUGAGGCUAAGAUAGCUGGAAUCAUGUCAACAAAUGCUAUCUAUGACCGAGGUAGCAAUGAGACUAAGGUAGUGAGGGCUACAUUUGGUGAUAGUAACCUUCAUGGCUUGGGCAACAAUGAUGCAAAGAAGCCUGGGAUCAUGUCAGAAAAUGCAAACUGUACUGCAAACGGUGUCGCAAAGACGCCUGGCAGUAUGUCAACUGAUGCUAAUCCUCAGAGCCUGGGAAGCAUUGUUGCUGACAAAGCUAACAAGGAGUGCUCUGAAACUCAGCUGACUAAUGGUACAACUAUUGAAGAUACACAGAGGAAUGAAAAUGAAAGUGAUGAUUUGGAAAUGUACACUACACUGACAAACAAUCUAUCAUCUCAUCUUGAUAAACAGUUUAUUAAAAUGUCUGCUGGGAUGGAGGUUAACAACAUCAAUGCAAACACCCACCAGACAACGGAUGACCUGUUAGCCAAUACUAAGCUAUCUGAGACUGCAGAGAAACAGGGAAACACUGAGGAUGGUUGGCCAAUAGACUUUUCCUACUUGACCUUAUCAGGUAAAGCAGAGGCUGCUAUAAGUCCUGCCUGUUGUACAAAACCAUCAGAGAGCAAAGACAAAACACAAAUAACUGACAAAAGAAAUGUAAAUGUGCAGAGCUGCAGUGCUUUUGAUAGCACAGACCCUUCCACGCCAUAUAACACCGAUUUAGAUCAGUGUAAUGGUGUGAGCGCCGUUGAGCCGGGCAGCCCAGGUAAGAGACACUCCCUGGAGAGGCCAACCCUUCCGAAGAAGCCUGAUCUUGGGGCUCUGGGUGUGUUGGGGUCCCCUGGGACCAAAUGUGGACCAGGGAGGAAGACCGGUGGACGAAUCACAGAAAGCACAGCAUCAUUUACUGACCUCAAUGACCAAUCAGAUUACUCUGUUGAUCACCUGUCACACACACCUUGUCACACGCCUCUGAUGCAUGACACACCUUUGCUGAGACACACAGCACAUACAACUGCCAACACAACAAACACUCAAGCUGAUGCCAUGACUCAGACGCACCCCCUCGUCAGCACCAUGACACACAAACCUUCGCCAGCAUGCACAACUACACCUGUUGACAUGAAACAAACACCUGCUGGCUCCCCUAAAAGACAGAAACCAACAGUUUUGCCCAAGAAGCCAGAUCUGUCACAGAUCUCAACCAAGCUGACCAAACCAAAUUUGGCCUCCAAACUUCCAAAAGAGGCAAUCUGUGACACUUCAGGGACCUGUAGCACCUCAAGAACAAAAGGAACCUUGGACCCUACAAGCACCUCAGGGACCAUGGGGACCACAAGUACCACGGGGACCAUGGACACCCUGGGGAUCACAGGCACCUCAGGGACCAUGGGGACCUUAGAAACCACAGGUACCUCAGAGACCAUGGGUACCACAGGUACCACAGAGACAAUGGGGAUCACAGGAACCUCAGAGACCAUGGGGACCUUGGGAACCAUGGGCACCUCAGAGACUAUGGGUACCACAGGUACCACAGAGACAAUGGGGAUCACAGGAACCUCAGAGACCAUGGGGACCUUGGGAACCAUGGGCACCUCGGCCACCAUGGGGACCUUGGGAACCAUUGGCACCUCGGCCACCAUGGGGACCUUGGGCACUUCAGGGACCAUUGGCAUCUUGGGGACCACAGGCACCUCUGGGACUAGUGACAUGUUAAGGAUCACUGGCACCUUGGGGACCUGCAGCAUCUCAGGGUCCUGCAGCACUUCAGGCAUCAUGGGUAAUUUGGGUACCUGGGGAACCUUGGGGACCUCAAGGGCUCAUGGAGCCACUUUGAUCCAAACGGGGAUGGCAGAGCCCAGGGGCACUGAGAGGACCGGCAUUCAGAGGGACAAGGAGAAAAUUCACAGGAGGAUGAUGAGGUCAUCGUUGGCUGAAGAUGAGGAAGAGGAGGAGAAGGAGGCAACAGUGGAAGGGAGUGUGAUGAACAUGAUGAUGAUGUCUUUCACCACCAAAAAGAAAGAAAAAGUGAAGAAGAAAAGAAGGAAGACGAGGGGGAGGCAGUUGAUGAUGAUGGCAUCAAUGACGGAACCUUCCUCCUCCUCCUCCUCUUCGUCAUCAUCAUCUUCAUCCUCAUCCUCAUCAGGGGACGAACAAGAUGCCGAGAAGGAGCAGGAGAGGAUGAACGAGAGAUCGAGGAUGACAAGGCUGGCUAACGAAGAGAGCAGCGAGUCUGACAGCUGCUGCGCUCCAAUUGGUCAGAGCAGGCUCUCCCUCAGCAGUGCGCUGUCUGCCGACAGCCUGCAGGGGUCGCUACCUGACCUGCUGAUCCAGGAACCUGAGGAGGAGGAGCAGAGGAGGAGGGAGGAAGGAGAGGAGAGGAGCUCCAAGGAACCACAGGAGGCGGAACGAUCUCUGGACACUGAUGUGUUCGUCACAGUUUCAGCAGAUCAGAUGUUUGUCUCCACUCAACCUAGAACCACUGAGGAUCUGUUCGCUGUCAUCCAUAGUUUCACCUGCCUCUUUGGAGCAGUGCAGUAUGGGAAGGCACUGCAUGAAAGCCCAGGUGGGCGGGGUUUGGCCAGCAGGUCGAAGAGGAAGAUGCUGGGAAGAAAACAUUCAGACGACAACAGACAACAGAACCCUUCCUCCUCUUCUUCUGCCCCGCUGCCUCCCUCUGCCCCCCCGCCUUGCCAGAGGCGACCUCUGGCCCUCAGAGGUCAAAGGUCGGCGAGUAGCGAAAGCUUCAAGGCUCUGCUGCUGAAGAAGGGAAGCCGCUCUGACUCCUCCUCCCGAAUCUCAGCAGUCGAGCGACUCUGUAGCCCUUCCUCCGGCCUGCGGGAGGCGCCGCCGCUGCUCCAAGCUGCCGGGUCAUCGCUAAGUUCAGAUACACAAGACAUCAAUGCCCACGUGACGCUGGAUGCCCCGCCCAUUCCUGUGUCGCCCUGCAGUCAGAGCUUCUCCGUCAUCUUUGGAUGGCAGCAGAGUCCCCUCCUCUUCUCCUCCUCCUCGCCGUUCUUCUUCCUCUCCUCCUCGCUGCGACCUCCUCGCUCGCUCACCCCUCCUUGCUCGGGCAGCCGCCGCUUCGCCGCCCGCUGCCGCCUCCGUGCCGCGCCCAUGACGGCUAUCUUUGAGCGGGAGGAUGAGGAAGACGAGGAAGACGUUUUUGCUGAGCCUCCAGCUGCCAUAGGACUGACGGGAGAAUCGAGUCACAGAUUAGUUAAGAUCUCUUGAUGGACAGGCUGGACCCACCAAUGGCAGCCUUCCCUUCUGAUGCCCCGCCCCUUCAGAGAGACUGCUCUUCCAUUAUAACUGAAAGUGAUGAUGUCUGGAUUUUCUAUGGAUCCUCAUCAGGCCCAAAACUGUUCAGGAACACACUGCCUCAAACUGAACCAAACCAAACUGAACUGAACUGAGAUGAACUGACUGGACCAGACUGGACCGGUCUGGACUGGAUCAGACUAGACUGAACCGAACCAUAUUGAACUGAACUGAGCCAAACCAAACUCAGUGGACUGAAUCGAACCAAACUGGAUCAGAUCAGACUGAACUGAGCUGAACUGAGCUCAGUGGAACUGAAUCGAAUCAAAUUGGGUCAACCCAGAUGGGACUGAAUUGAUCUGAAUGGACCAGACCAAAGUGGAUCAAACCAAACAGAACCAGACUGAACUGAAGAGAAGUGAAUGGACUGGAUUGGACCGCACCACAUGAGACUUGAGAAUUGAAGUGAACUGAAAACGAUCCAGAUCGCACUGGACUGAAGUGAACUGUGACAUCACAGCAGUCUGAGCUAUUGAAAACACUUGUCUGGUGGCUCUGGAGCCCCUUGGACACCAGACACCAGCAGUUACACCGACGUUAGCCAGAGGAGCUGAACACAAACGUCCGCAUCGGUUCUUCUGCACUUUACCUGCCAAGCUCCCUCGUACCAAGAGGGCAAAACAAGCAGCUGAGGCCAGAGUGAAGAGAGCAGCCACCGGUCCCAAGAAUCUACAGCCUCCUGCAGUCUGUGCUGCCACAUUUUGGUCAAUUUGAAAUCAGUAACUCAUUAGGGAAACGUUAUUAAAACGCAAACAACACCUGUUUCCUGCUGUUGGAAGGUGGACAACGAGCGACGACCCAGUUUCCACCAAAAUGAGCCGUCCUUUUCAAGUGCAACACCGAAAACAGAUCCUACAAGCAUUCAGUGACUUCUCUCUUACACAGAGCAGUGCCCCCCACAGAUUAUUUCCUGAAGGCAUGAACGCGUCUGACAAUCUCCUGCUGCGUGCCACAUGUGUUAAAGGGCAAGUCCACCUAAAUUCUGAACAUGAUUCUCUGCACAUCGUACGGAGUUCAUGUAUGGAAACAGUUGUCAACAGUUAGUUGACACGAGGUUGCACUUUGUUUUUGACUCGCAAAUUCCUGUUUAACAGAUUGUUCCAGAAUGUUAACUGAGUGGGCAGAGCUAAAAUACAGGAAGCAGAUGAUGUUGAUGAUGUAGACUUUGCUCAUAGCGGCGCUACUGACCAGAGAACAGAAGAAACAGACUUUGAAGUAUAAACGAAAUGAGGAACUGACCUGGAAAACCCUGCAGUCGCCUCAGAGUCACAACACACUUCCACUGUUUUACCUUUGUUUUUUGUCCUUUGACAAGGUGCACAACAUCAAACGCCUCCUUGAUCCUGAUUGGCUGGACGGAUGGAUGACAAAUCUGCUCGUCCGGAAACAGCUGAGCCAGGCUGGACUUUGUGUCGGUGAAAGCGGGUGGAGAUCCGACAGGUGGAGGCUGAAAACAAACAGUGAACAUGAAGUGAAAUGAAUGUCCAGGAGCGACUGGACAGACAAAUCCACACACACACUGAUAUUAAACUUAGCGUUUAGCUUCUCAUGUAUUUAUAAAGGCACUUUGCUGGACUUUUAGUGGGAAAGUCUUUGACAAACUCCUGCUGAGACUGAAAACCACGUCUAAGAGUUGGGGAUGAGGACCAUGUGGACGAGACGGUCUUGAUGUUACGCCGCUUUCAAGUCUUCCAGAUUGUAAUUACAGCUAAGAAUCUCUAAUUUCUUUGAACACUCCAACAAAUCCAACCAGGAGGUAAACAACGCAGAAGAACCUGGAAAAU
This is a messenger RNA of Myripristis murdjan (pinecone soldierfish), 8819 nucleotides long. Its product is annotated as mucin-19-like. The record is from RefSeq and is a predicted model, not a curated record. Bases 40 to 6948 code for a protein of 2302 amino acids. The transcript has 11 exons. Gene Ontology annotation, biological process: cell differentiation. NCBI's taxonomy places the organism in Eukaryota, Metazoa, Chordata, Actinopteri, Holocentriformes, Holocentridae.